AUUGGUCUUAAUUGAUGUCAUGCGCAUUCUCCAUUGAAUAUCAGUUUAUAGGGGACGUUUACAUUUGGAAAUUUGGAUGAUAAUCGCGCUGCAUUGAAACGAAACGAAUUAUUGAAUAUUUACGUUUGAUACGUGACAAUAUCUAUAUAUCUGAGCGAGCUGGGUAAAUAUAUUCACUUCCGAAUAAUCAGACCGUUGUUCAUUAUGGGCAGGUUGUUGAAAACAAUACGAAAAAUCUUUUAUAAAUAUCCAAUAAUAUCCAACUCCGUAAUUUAUGGAUCCCUUUGUGUUGGAGCUGAGGUUUCGCAGCAGACUGUCCAGAAAAAGUUAUUGAAAACUCCGCCUGAAAAAUAUGAUCCAGCAGUUAUUGGGCGAUAUGCAAUUUAUGGUACUACAAUUGCUGGACCUCUGCUUACCGUCUGGUAUCAGUGGCUUGAUAAAUUGGUUGUCGGAAAAACGCUGAGAGUUGCAGCAAAGAAAGUUCUUAUCGAUCAAUUCAUAAUGACGCCACAGCUUUUAAUCAUUUUCUUCGUAGCUAUGAGUUUCAUGGAAAAUAAAGAGAACGUGUUCGAAGAAUGCAAGCAGAAAUACUUAGUGACAUUCAAAAAUAGUUGCAUGUUCUGGUUACCUGUUCAAAGUUUGAACUUUUUGGUAAUCCCUUCAAGUUUGAGGGUUCUUUAUGUUGGAAUAUGUAGUUUCGCCUGGAUAAAUAUUCUCUGUUGGAUUAAGAGAACUGAUUCUUCAUCAAACUGACUGAUAUUGUAUUGACUCAUAACAUAGAAUUGAAAUAAACAUUCGUUUUCAAA
Messenger RNA from Coccinella septempunctata (seven-spotted ladybird), 806 nucleotides. Its product is annotated as mpv17-like protein. The coding region runs from base 205 to 753 and encodes 182 amino acids. Gene Ontology annotation, cellular component: cytoplasm; membrane. NCBI's taxonomy places the organism in Eukaryota, Metazoa, Arthropoda, Insecta, Coleoptera, Coccinellidae. The transcript has 4 exons. The record is from RefSeq and is a predicted model, not a curated record.